Molecule: messenger RNA, 1437 nt
Organism: Athene cunicularia (burrowing owl)
Lineage: Eukaryota; Metazoa; Chordata; Aves; Strigiformes; Strigidae
Product: protein spinster homolog 2
Exons: 13
Coding region: 1-1389 (462 amino acids)
Biological process (GO): transmembrane transport; sphingosine-1-phosphate receptor signaling pathway; lipid transport
Cellular component (GO): membrane
Molecular function (GO): transmembrane transporter activity; sphingolipid intramembrane carrier activity
Source: RefSeq, a predicted model, not a curated record
AUGACAGACAUUGAGUUCCCCUUGAAAAUGCUCCUAGAUAAGCUGGAGAUUGUCAGCAUGAGGAAGUUGUACAGUGUGAUCCUGACAGUCCCAAAAGAUAAGAUAUAUGGUGUGUUACUAGACAUCCAGCAGCACUUUGGAGUCAAAGACAGUGGGGCUGGCUUAUUACAGACAGUUUUCAUCUGUAGUUUCAUGGUUGCAGCGCCUAUUUUUGGUUACCUUGGUGACCGUUUCAACAGAAAGAUUAUUCUCAGCUGUGGGAUCUUCUUUUGGUCAGCUGUCACUUUUUCAAGCUCCUUCAUCACUGAACAGUAUUUCUGGCUUCUUGUGCUCUCACGAGGUUUGGUCGGCAUCGGUGAAGCAAGUUACUCCACUAUUGCACCAACCAUCAUAGGAGACCUUUUCACCAAAAACACAAGGACCCUUAUGCUGUCUGUUUUCUACUUUGCAAUUCCUCUUGGCAGUGGCUUGGGAUACAUCACUGGCUCAAGUGUGAAGCAGGUUGCUGGAGACUGGCACUGGGCGUUGCGGGUAUCUCCACUCCUGGGAAUGAUAACAGGGACACUCAUCUUGAUAUUUGUACCUGCUGCUAAAAGAGGAAAUGUUGAACAACUUGGGGGACAGCUGAAGGCUCGGACCUCAUGGCUAAGAGACAUGAAAGCACUGAUUAGAAACCGCAGCUACGUGUUCUCAUCGUUGGCCACUUCAGCUGUCUCCUUUGCCACAGGGGCACUUGGCAUGUGGAUCCCUCUCUACCUUCACAGAGCACAGGUUGUGCAGAAGACAGCAGAGACCUGCAGCUCACAGCCCUGCAGCACCAAAGAUAGCUUGAUCUUCGGAGCAAUCACAUGCUUCACUGGUUUCCUGGGUGUAAUCACAGGGGCAGGGGCAACCAAAUGGUGCCGGUUAAAAACCCAGCGAGCUGAUCCUCUUGUCUGUGCUGUUGGCAUGCUAGGAUCAGCCAUCUUCAUCUGUCUCAUCUUCGUUGCUGCCAAGAGCAGCAUUGUGGGAGCCUAUAUUUGCAUUUUUAUCGGAGAAACUCUUCUGUUUUCAAACUGGGCUAUCACAGCAGACAUACUAAUGUAUGUGGUCAUUCCAACACGCCGUGCAACCGCAGUAGCCUUGCAGAGUUUCACUUCACACCUCCUGGGAGAUGCUGGCAGUCCGUAUCUGAUUGGAUUUAUCUCAGACCUGAUACGACAAAGCACAAAGGAGUCCCCAGUCUGGGAGUUUCUCAGCUUGGGGUAUGCACUCAUGCUCUGCCCGUUUGUCGUUGUCCUAGGAGGGAUGUUUUUCCUGGCCACAGCCCUCUUCUUCCUAAGUGACCGAGCCAAAGCUGAACAACAGGUAAAUCAACUUGUGAUGCCACCAGCUUCUGUGAAAGUCUGAGAUGGUGAGUGACCCAAACCAACAGGUUUCAAGCUAAACAUCCACUCC